UUGCUUUUAAUAAAGGAGUGUUACAAUUCAGACCUUGCUGAACCACGCCCCCCUCACCACAAAUACAUACAAUGAUUAAAUAAUUACAACAUUAUGUAGCAUCAGAGUGGGCGGUAGAUGGGCUGGUCAGUCUGAUCCAGACACUGUAUAAAUGAAACAACAAUAAAGAGAGCAGAACAAACUCGGAGGAGACUCACUCAUGGCCUAUGAGACAGAGGAUCAUGGGACUCAAUACUGCUUUCCUGCCAUCAACUCAUCAUGUAUCAAGGGAAAACGCUCCAGACAUGAAUACAAUAUUAUGUAUGUGUUUUUUUCAUUGCUGUCAGCAUGGACUGUGUUUCUGAACCUGCUGGUGAUCAUCUCCAUCUCUCACUUCAAGAAGCUUCACACUCCAACAAAUCUGCUCAUUCUCUCUCUGGCUGUGGCUGACCUGCUUGUUGGACUUAUUGUGAUACCCACAGAAGCCAUUAAACUGAUUGAGACAUGUUGGUACUUUGGAAACAAUGUAUGUGGGUUGUUUACUAUAAUCAUCAAUCUGAUUAUUUUAGCAUCUCUUAUUAAUUUAGUGUUAAUUGCUGUUGAUCGUUAUGUGGCUGUGUGUCACCCUUUACUGUACCCACAGAAAAUAACAAUGACUAAAACUUUAGUAAGCAUCUGUUUGUGUUGGUUUUGGUCCUCAGCUUAUAACACAACCCUUAUAAUUAAUAAUGGUUAUUUCAACACCACACACAGAUCAAAUGUGUGUUAUGGCGAUUGCUCCAUUAUAAUUACUUAUGCCUGGAGUGUAAUUGAUCUGAUUUUGUCCUUUCUGUCUCCUUGUAUCCUGAUCAUAACUUUAUAUUUGCGGAUUUUCCAUGUUGUACAUAAGCAAGUGAAAGUUAUAAACUCUCUAAAGGGUGGUAAAUGUGUAAUGGAAGGUUCAGUGAGGAGGAAAUCUGAGAGCAAAGCUGCUCUGACAUUAGGAAUCAUUGUGACAGUUUAUCUGCUGUGCUGGAUUCCGUACUAUAUCUGCUCUAUAUUAGUAAGUUCUUCCACAAACAUAAAUGUUUUGACAUGGGCUGUGUACACAAACUCAGGUCUGAAUCCUCUGGUCUAUGCUUUUUUUUACUCUUGGUUUAAAAAGACAGUUAAACACAUCUUAACUCUGAAAAUAUUUCAGCCAGCAUCCUCUCUGGUCAAUAUUUUUACAGAACAUCAAUUGUAAUUAAACUGGUAGGCAAACUUGACAAAGUUGUUCAAUUGUUUUGUGUUGGUUUAUUGUGUAGACUCAAGAGUCACAAAUCAUCAGUCUACCCGAGUCUUUCUGGUAGAACUUUAUUAUUUCAAGCGAUAAUUAUGGCCCAAAUCAAUUUUUGACCACAAUUCGCUGUGGUAAUAUAAAUUCCUUAUAUUCGAACUCUAAUAUUCUAAUAUAAAUAGUUACCUACAUAAAUCAUAUAAAUGUGCCUUUAACCCAAUGAGUUUUUAGUGGUAGUUCUAUAGCUGCACUGCACAUGUGUUCUGAGUUCUGAGUCUGUAUAUCUAUACCUUUUUUUCCCAUCACUGUAUGUUAGAAAAAGUGAGGAAACUGAUUGCCUCAAUUUUCAAGCAAAGUAAUUUAUGUUGUCAAAACUUAAAAUUUGUUUCAUAAUGGGGUCAUAAGUAUUGGUGGCUUUAGUAAUGGUUACACACUAGACAAAUGUGCAUUUAGAACAAAAUAGUUAUUUUUUACCAGCGAUUAGACAGAAUUACCACAACUGCUUUUAAUAAAGGAGUGUUACAAUUUGAACACAUUUAUAAAAGUAAAAAUGAAACAAUACUUACAUGUUAUGUUAUGUGUUUGUUAGUUUAGUUAUGCGUUUGAGUUAGUUAAUAAAGAUUGUGCACAA
Messenger RNA from Megalobrama amblycephala (Wuchang bream), 1868 nucleotides. RefSeq names its product trace amine-associated receptor 13c-like. The record is from RefSeq and is a predicted model, not a curated record. Gene Ontology annotation, biological process: G protein-coupled receptor signaling pathway. Gene Ontology annotation, cellular component: membrane. Bases 200 to 1204 code for a protein of 334 amino acids. Lineage: Eukaryota; Metazoa; Chordata; Actinopteri; Cypriniformes; Xenocyprididae. The transcript has a single exon. Gene Ontology annotation, molecular function: trace-amine receptor activity.